AUGGCCGAGGCCGCGGCCGAGGAGGCCGAGCUGUCCCUGCGCCUGGCCCGCACCAAGACGCGCUCGUACGGCAGCACGGCCAGCGUGCGCGCCCCUCUGGCGGCCGGCUGGGCGCAGCGCCGCGUGGAGCACCGGGUCCGCGCCGGCGACACCCUGCAGGGCAUCGCGCUCAAGUACGGGGUCUCGAUGGAACAGAUUAAAAGGGCAAAUAAACUGUUUACUAAUGACUGUAUAUUUCUGAAGAAAACUCUGAACAUACCAGUUAUAUCAGAGAAGCCUUUGCAUUUUAAUGGACUCAACUCAAUGGAUUCUCCAGAAAAUGAAACUGUUGCUAGUUUCUCUCAUGAAAAUGUCCCUGUGGUGGCCCAGGAUGAGGACCUCUCUCCUCCCAGUCCCCCCGAAUCCACUGUCCAGCCUGAGCAGCCGGAGGAAGUGUCAGCUCAAGAUUUCCUGCAGAGAUUAGACCUACAAAUUAAGUUAUCAACACAGGCAGCCAAGAAACUGAAAGAAGAGAGCAGGGAAGAAGAAAGUCCCUAUGCAGCUUCCCUUUAUCACAAUUAGGGGCACGAAUGAACAUGGAUUAAAAGAUGCUUGCAAAGGACAGUUGAAGAUUCAGAAGCAUCCCUUUUGGAUUCUCAUCCUGCACAUUUUCAAAUGACAAUUACGUUUGACCUACAGCAGUUGCUCUGAUGGUGUGCUUAGCUUACCCUGGUUUUCUGUCAUUUUAGUCUUUCUUAUGGCAUGGUGGCAAAUUGUAUCAUAAAGCUCACCACUUUGCGAGGUGGUGGUAGUGUUUAGACAAGCUUUUGUAAAUACUAGCUGACAUAAACAUCAAAGAGUGUUUACAUAUUGAAACUGAAAGCAGUGUUGAUCUCUUGAGAAAUUCUAAUUCUGUAAGGACCUGGUUGCUGUUGAAGUGCUAUAGGCUUGAUUCUGUGUUUAUAUCUUAAGUGCUAUAUAAUAUAUAUUUCGAUAUGUAUUACAUACUCUGUAUGAAUAUGAAGAAUCACUUUUUGUCUGCUAUUUUAUAAAAAUAAACCACAGAAGUCUGAAUGAGAAAAUAAACUAUGUUUUCAUAUCAGAGCUUCA
Suncus etruscus (white-toothed pygmy shrew) is the source of this 1089-nucleotide messenger RNA. It is a transcript of the gene LYSMD2, whose product is annotated as LysM domain containing 2. The transcript has 3 exons. Bases 1 to 561 code for a protein of 186 amino acids. The record is from RefSeq and is a predicted model, not a curated record. Lineage: Eukaryota; Metazoa; Chordata; Mammalia; Eulipotyphla; Soricidae.